AUGGGUCCAGUGGAUGGCAGCAUACGCCGUGGCCAGCUCGUUCUGACGGCGGCGCAAGUCUUCGGGUCGAGCGACAAUGAAGAAUACGGUUUGCCAGACAUCAAAAGGCCUCAUAUGGAGGGUAGAAACGCGUCCCUACCAGCGCCAUACUUGGCAAAUACCAGCAUUGUGAAUUCUGCCCUACCGAUCAGCUCUUUGACUAGCUCUCAAGUCCCAUGGUCAUCUUCGCCGUCCUGGCACAAUUACUCGGCUUUCCAGUUGAAUCGGGGCUACCAUACGUCUGCUCAACCUGGGCCUGAGGUUAAGCUUGAGAAGAGCAUCUAUUUUAUGAAUGGCGGGAACAUCGCACACGACGAUAUAGCACCCCAGGAGCCCUUGGCUGAGGAAAAAAUUCAAUUCGAUAUCACAGACACUCUGAGCUCACAGAUUCGGGCUCAGCAGCGUGAUAAGGAAGCCGAACUGGGCGAGAUAGUUGAGGAUAACGAUGAGGCGCUCCCUGAAGUCUUAUCAAACGUUUCUCCUCGUGAAAUCUUUCUCUCAGAGGAACAAAAGUACGUGCUCGACCUGGUUGUGCGGCAGCGUCAGAGCAUCUUUUUCACUGGUGCUGCAGGCACGGGAAAGUCCGUUUUGUUGCGUCGAAUCAUCUCUGACCUACGCCGAAAAGCUCGCGACCCAUCGAAGGUCGCGGUCACAGCAUCUACCGGCAUUGCAGCUUUUAAUAUUGGGGGAUCAACUCUGCAUAGGUUCGCUGGUAUUGGUCUAGGAAAAGAUGAUCCAGAGGCUCUGCUUAAAAAGGUCAGGUAUAAUCGUCAAGCAAAGAUGCGUUGGAAGUCUAUCAAUACGCUAAUUAUUGACGAGAUCUCGAUGAUUCAGGCCGAUCUUUUGGACAAACUAGACUUUAUUGCUCGUAAAAUACGUCAAGUCCCCGACAAGCCAUUUGGGGGUAUUCAAAUGGUAUUCACAGGCGACUUUUUCCAACUGCCGCCGGUUAUUCAGGGCGGCGACGAAAAUACCAAAACCUUUGCAUUUGACGCUGAAUGCUGGAAACCAUGUGUCCAGCGUACUAUUGUUCUGAAGCAGGUCUUCAGACAAAAAGAUACCCGCUUCUCAUCAAUGCUUGACGAAAUGCGUCGUGGCGUGUUAUCUCCAGAGACAAUUGCAACCUUCAAGUCUUUAGACAGACCUCCAAGGGUUCCACCUGGUGUGAUGCCAACCCAACUGUUCCCCAGAAGAUUUGAAGUUGAACGCGCUAAUGAAAAUGCCCUCAAAUCCCUUGGUGGAGUGUGCCGAGUAUACGACUGUGUCGACGAGUACAACGAGGACUUCCCUUUCAAAGUCAAGCUUGAUGAUUUACUGGUUCCUCCUCAAAUAAAGCUCAAGGUCGGAGCCCAGGUCAUGAUGCUAAAAAACGUGGACUCGAAGCUUGUCAAUGGCUCAGUUGGCAAAGUUCUGGGGUUCAUGAACGAAUCAACCUAUGCAAUGUAUCAAGAGACUGAGCUGGAAGGUCUCGAUGAAGAAGACUCUAUUGACAUGUUUGAUGCUUCAGUAAUGGGGGCUGAUCACAAUGGCAACAACUCAGACACGGUGCUCAAACGCAAGCGCGCCAAAGCGCAUUAUUUAAACCAAAUGUCCAACACAGGUGAAGGAAGAACGCUGCCGCUAGUCGAGUUUAGAAAUCUUGACGGCACAUCGCGUACCGUUCUGGUCACCCCUGAGGUUUGGACAGUCGAAGAUGCUGAGGGCCACUGGAUGGCCCGUCGAACUCAGGUCCCUCUUAUUCUAGCAUGGGCUUUAUCGAUCCACAAAAGCCAGGGCCAGACGUUGGAGUAUGCCCAAGUUGACUUGGGUAAUAUCUUUGAGCGUGGUCAGGCCUACGUUGCGCUGUCCCGUGUAACCAGUUUGGAUGGCCUGCAAGUCAAAAGGUUCAACCCGCAUAAAGUAACGGUUCAUGAGAGAGUGCUUGAGUUUUAUGAUAGCCUUGAAGAAGUACAAAUCGGUGGUCGGCAAAUGACCAUGUUUGAAGCAUUCAGACCUCGGCCAGAUCCAGAAGUCGACCACAUGCAAGAGAUCGCCAAAGACUCAGACGAAGCUAUAGAAUCUCUUCGGGCUUAUAUGAAUCGUCCAGAAAUACCACUGACUGAACUUGGAGACUCGAUAUCAGACGACUCGGACUUUGAUGUCGACAAACUCCAUGCAACAGCCGGCAAAUCUAAACAAACCUCAGUUAGAGAUAAUUCGCUGCUAUAA
Molecule: messenger RNA, 2247 nt
Organism: Wickerhamiella sorbophila
Lineage: Eukaryota; Fungi; Ascomycota; Dipodascomycetes; Dipodascales; Trichomonascaceae
Product: ATP-dependent DNA helicase PIF1
Exons: 1
Coding region: 1-2247 (748 amino acids)
Biological process (GO): DNA repair; telomere maintenance
Molecular function (GO): DNA helicase activity; ATP hydrolysis activity
Source: RefSeq, a predicted model, not a curated record